AGUAGAACCGCAACAGUUAGUUAACAGCCUGUAGUUGAUCCAGAAUAAUGUCUCUUAAAGACAAAUCCGCGGUGGUUUUUGGUGGAUUGGGUGGAAUCGGUUUUGAGAUUGGUAAACACCUCUUCCGAAGCGGAAUAUCUAAAUUAUUUCUCCUUGAUGUCCUACCCAACUUGGAUGGUGAUAAACGAGCUGAGCUGCAUAGCUGUAAUGUGGAUGGAGUUAUUUUUUAUGAACAGUGCGAUAUCACUAAGAAAGAUCGAAUGACAAAACUGUUUCGUUCGGUUAUCAUACCACGACUACAUUUCAUUGACAUUUUCAUCAAUGCAGCAGGGAUUAUUAACGAACAAGACCCAGAGCGUGUGGUGGCUGUAAAUUUAACCGGAGUUAUAAACAGUUCUUUAAUGGCGAUGAACAUCAUGUCUUUGGAAAAUACCGGACUUGGUGGGUACAUAGUGAAUAUCGCAUCUACUGCUGGACUGGAACCAUUUCCCUAUUGUUCUGUGUACACCUCCACCAAACACGCGAUAGUUGGAUUCACGAGAAGUUUAGGGAUCGACACAGUUCUUGUCAAAACCGGAGUUAAGUUCAUCACAAUUUGCCCCGGAGCGACGGAAACUGCACUUUUCCGACAGAACCAUAUGGGAAAUGUUUUCCUCUUACCGUGGAUGGAAGAACCGGGAAGGAAGAUGAUGCGACAAAUUCCAAUUCAGAGUCCCAGCAUUGUCGGACAGUGUGUCAUCCGAGCACUUGUCGAAGGCGAAACUGGAUCCGUGUGGGUUUGUGCGGCCGGAAAAAUAGAAUGUGCAGCACUGCCACUCACCUGGAACGAAUGGAACAGCUCCAAUGAUCGUUAAUUCAAUCAAUACAACGACACAUAAGUUAGUUAAGAUUUGUCUAGUAAAUAAAAAAACGUGGGGUCCAGUGUGCUCACAAUCAAAAUCACAUUCAAAAAAAUUUCAACGAUUUGUCAGCGACAUCCUCACACGUACCAGGAAUUGAAUAUUGGGGAAGGUAUUCGUUGGGUCAGCUGCCAAUGAAAUCAUGGUAGAUUUUAUCCCGUAAUACACCACGUAAAAGUGUCUACCCAGAAGGUCGAAAUGAUAAAAUUUCGUAAAAUGCAACAGGUAUAGAAUGUAGGGAAGAACCCAAACCAAACAUGAACAUUAUUCAAAAAAUUCAUCAUGGUUCAAAGAAAAAGUUAUCUCUGAAAUAUAGAGGUGUGGUCAGAGUACACUUGGCUUUCAAACAAAUGGUGAGUCGAUAAUAUUUAUACGUUUCUUCGGUCACGCUGAGCGGUAAGUACAUUGAAAUUUAUCAACUAAAUAGGUUAGGGCCGGAGCAUUACUUUUAUAGGUGUGAAAAAUGCACUUUUACCAACUGGUGAUGUAAUAUACGUGUUGAGUGGUGCACAAGUACGCAAUGCGGAAUUCUAAGAUUGUGCACAUUUAC
This is a messenger RNA of Armigeres subalbatus, 1449 nucleotides long. Its product is annotated as alcohol dehydrogenase 1-like. Lineage: Eukaryota; Metazoa; Arthropoda; Insecta; Diptera; Culicidae. The record is from RefSeq and is a predicted model, not a curated record. Gene Ontology annotation, cellular component: cytoplasm. The transcript is spliced from 5 exons. Bases 48 to 854 code for a protein of 268 amino acids. Gene Ontology annotation, molecular function: oxidoreductase activity, acting on the CH-OH group of donors, NAD or NADP as acceptor.